Messenger RNA from Closterium sp. NIES-65, 2208 nucleotides. NCBI's taxonomy places the organism in Eukaryota, Viridiplantae, Streptophyta, Zygnematophyceae, Desmidiales, Closteriaceae. The record is from the annotation of a GenBank genome assembly.
AUGCUUUUCACAGCCGGGUCAGAAGAGAAGGGUCACUGCCGUCCGAGAGCAAAGCGCAGGAAGGGGAGGAGUGCGGUGGAGAGGGGCAGUUCUUUCCAUCGUCAGGAUAAGGUGGCAUUGGCCGGUGGCGACGACGUGCUACAGUCUGGGCCUGCCAAAGACGGGGAGGGUAAGGGACGAGGGGCUGUAGGCGCUAAGGGCGACAGUGAUGGGGAGCGCAAGGGACGAGGGGCUGUAGGCGCUAAGGGCGACAGUGAUGGGGAGCGCAAGGGACGAGGGGCUGUAGGCGCUAAGGGCGACAGUGAUGGGGAGCGUAAGGGACGAGGGGCUGUAGGCGCUAAGGGCGACAGUGAUGGGGAGCGUAAGGGACGAGGGGCUGUAGGCGAUAAGGGCGACAGUGAUGGGGAGCGCAAGGGACGAGGGGCUGUAGGCGCUAAGGGCGACAGUGAUGGGGAGCGUAAGGGACGAGGGGCUGUAGGCGCUAAGGGCGACAGUGAUGGGGAGCGUAAGGGACGAGGGGCUGUAAGCACUAAGGGCGACAGUGAUGGGGAGCGUAAGGGACGAGGGGCUGUAAGCACUAAGGGCGACAGUGAUAGGGAGCGUAAGGGACGAGGGGCUGUAAGCACUAAGGGCGACAGUGAUGGGGAGCGUAAGGGACGAGGGGCUGAAGUCACGUACAAGCGGCGCAAGGUGGUUGACACGGGCGGUCACGACAGAAAAAUGAGGAAGGCUCGCCAGGGACGGAAACGGUACGCUUCACCCAGAUCGUCGUCCGGUUCCGAGGAGGGAUCCAGCAACGGGGAAUCUGGUAGUUCAUCUGGCAGCGAAUAUGGGGACGAGGAGGAAGAGGAGGAGGAGGAGGAGGAGGAGGAGGAGGAGGAGGAGGAGGAGGAGAGUGAGGACCAAGAUCUGGAGCCGGAAAGCGAGGAGGCGGAUGAGGUGCGUCCCAAGAGAAAGGGGCGUGAUCGGAAGGCCAAGAAGGGCAUUCCUAAGAGGAACCGUGACAAGGGUCGGGACAAGGGCCGUAAGGGGCGCGACAGUCGUGAGAAAUCGCAUGGCAACAACGGUCGCCGGCGUGUGGUUUCCCAGGUUGUCCGUGUGCGCCCCAAAGUGAAGCCCGAGCCUGAAUUCUAUGCGGAGAUGGGAGUGAAAGCAACUGCUGCUCCUACUGGAUAUCUUGAUCGUAAAGACCAGACCCGAAGGAGGCGUGACGAUCGCGAGGACCCUUAUGCUGCUCUCCGAGGGCCAUCACUAAAUGCUGGGAAAGGAGCAGACCCGUUGCCUACAGGGUCAUGGCGUCAUAACAAGGAGGGAAAAGACCCACUUGCGAAGCGUCUCGAGACACGGGAUUCACCGGAUCUUGAUAAAGACGACUUUAAGCCCAAACGGUACGCUGACCCAACGGCCGCAGCAGCAAACGACGGUGUGGCAGGUGGGAUGUGGGCAAACACAUUGGGUGAUUGUGGCGGAGUUAUGGCUGGCUCUCCGUAUGAUGAACGUGACGAAAGGGGCGACGACUACACCUGGAAAAGGGAUCCACACACGAACGAGGGGAGGGGUGAGAGCAUGUGCACGCCCGGUGCAUCUGGUCGUCUCAAUCCGGCUCGCCCCAAGACGGUGGAGCAGCUCACGCGAGAGCUUGAGCUAGCAAACAGCGAACUAGCAACCCUCAAGGCAAAACCAGCUUGCAAUGGCGUCAAAAACCGCGGACCCCCUUCCCAAGUUCCUCCUCUGGCACCUUUGGCGAGCGACCCAUCAUCUGGGGGCCUCAGUCCCGAGGUAGCUGAUGAGAGCACCCCGACAGAGGGCCAGCCCAUUCGGCGCAGGCAUGGAAUGCCCACUCUCGAGAAACUGAGGCAUGUCGUUCCAAACCCCCUCUGCCUGCACUACGUCUGUUCUUGCUCAUUCGUAACCCCCUUGCCAGCCCCACAUUGUCAUGGUUGUUCCUCGCCCAAACCCCUCUGCCCUGCCUGCCCCACCUCAGGAUCGAUCCUAAACCCCAACCCCUCUGCCCUGCCUGCCCCACCUCAGGAUCCUCACUCAAACCCCUCUGCCCUGCCUGCCCCACCUCAGGAUCCUCACUCAAACCCCUCUGCCCUGCCUGCCCCACCUCAGGAUCCUCACCCAAACCCCUCUGCCCUGCCUGCCCCACCUCAGGAUCCUAAACCCAAACCCCUCUGCCCUGCCUGCCCCACCUCAGGAUCCUAA